Messenger RNA from Thecamonas trahens ATCC 50062, 514 nucleotides. RefSeq names its product vitamin K epoxide reductase complex subunit 1. The transcript has 3 exons. Bases 1 to 423 code for a protein of 140 amino acids. Gene Ontology annotation, biological process: peptidyl-glutamic acid carboxylation; vitamin K metabolic process. The record is from RefSeq and is a predicted model, not a curated record. Gene Ontology annotation, molecular function: vitamin-K-epoxide reductase (warfarin-sensitive) activity. NCBI's taxonomy places the organism in Eukaryota, Apusomonadida, Apusomonadidae.
AUGGGCCGUAGCCAAGCCUUUGCUGCUGCAGGCGACGGCAAGUACACGGCACUCUGCGACUUCUCGCCGACCAUGUCGUGCUCCACCGUCUUCUCAUCCAACUACGGUCGCAUCGUCGGCUUCACCCUCGGCUUUGAUCGCAGCGAGCCGUCGCUGCUCAACUACCCAAAUGCAGUGUACGGCGUCGGUUUUUACGCUGCUGCGCUGGGCAUGUGGUGCAUCGGUGCGUCGCGGCUGGUGCUCGCCGCCCUCAUCGCCGCCGUCGCAGGCUCGACGUAUCUCGCGUACAUCCUCAUUUUCGUCAUGCACAACUUCUGCCUGGUGUGCUUUGGCAUCCACGGCGUGAACGUCGCCGCGCUGUACUGCGCCGCGAUGAUGUGCAGCGGCUCCCGCGCUGCGGGGCGCCGGCCGCACGCCGACUGACGGCGGCGGCUAUGCCCAGGCAGCCUUGCGGAAGCCGCGCCAGGCGUCGGGUGCGCGAAAGUCGUACUUUUCGAUAAAGCGCAUGAGGAAG